This is a messenger RNA of Parnassius apollo (apollo), 250 nucleotides long. Lineage: Eukaryota; Metazoa; Arthropoda; Insecta; Lepidoptera; Papilionidae. The record is from the annotation of a GenBank genome assembly.
UUGACAUAUUGGACAUCUUCAUAUAAUUACCCAUAUCAUGAAAUAUUCUUCAAAACAUUUAUUGGAACAUCAAUAUUUUAUAUGCUACUAACAUGCAUAUUGUUAACACAGUACCGUAGAAAGCCUCACAUGUCACAUUUGGAGAGGAGCUCUGUCAAGUUAAAAUGGCGAGCAUUUUUUAUUAAUGUUGUAUCAUUUGCAAUUGCAGCUUACUUCUUCCUAAGGCACAACAGCCUUUGUGAGCCAUAUG